GGGGUCACCAUCUCUACUGGCAAUGGUUGGCAGUUGAGACUUGAGAGGGAUCCGCAAGAUCAACAUAAGUACAGCGAACAUAACAGCCGACCGUUCGUUUUCGGAUCGGAUCGGAUCGAAUCGAUCGGAAUAGGCGGGCAGCUGUGCAACUGUGCAUCGUAACAUACGGCAGACGUUAUCUGACUACAGUCAUGUCCGAGGACCCGAGCUCUCAACCUUGGUCUAUCAACAAGGAUGACUAUGAGCUACAGGAGGUGAUCGGGAGCGGAGCAACAGCUGUGGUCCAGGCAGCUUAUUGCAAACCCAGGAAGGAGAAAGUGGCCAUUAAACGCAUCAAUCUUGAGAAAUGCCAGACCAGCAUGGAUGAGCUCCUGAAAGAGAUUCAGGCAAUGAGCCAGUGCCAUCACCCAAAUAUUGUGUCUUAUUACACCUCCUUUGUGGUUAAGGAUGAGCUUUGGCUUGUCAUGAAGUUGCUCAGUGGUGGCUCAGUUCUUGAUUUUAUUAAGUACAUCAUUUCCAAAGGGGAGCACAAAUCGGGUGUGAUGGAUGAGGCCAGCAUUGCCACCAUACUAAAAGAGGUGCUAGAGGGUCUGGAUUAUCUGCACAAAAAUGGUCAGAUUCACAGGGAUGUUAAGGCUGGAAAUAUUCUUUUAGGAGAGGAUGGCUCUGUACAAAUUGCAGACUUUGGUGUUAGUGCCUUUUUAGCCACUGGGGGAGACAUGACUAGGAACAAAGUGAGGAAGACAUUUGUUGGAACUCCCUGCUGGAUGGCCCCAGAGGUGAUGGAGCAGGUUAGGGGUUAUGAUUUCAAAGCUGAUAUCUGGAGUUUUGGGAUUACAGCUAUUGAGCUGGCAACAGGGGCUGCUCCAUAUCAUAAAUACCCACCAAUGAAGGUUCUCAUGUUAACCCUGCAGAAUGACCCUCCUUGUCUAGAAACUGGAGUUACAGAUAAAGAGAUGGUCAAAAAGUAUGGGAAAUCCUUUCGGAAGAUGAUCUCCUUGUGCCUCCAGAAGGAUCCAGAGAAACGACCAGCAGCUGUUGACCUUUUAAAAAACAAGUUCUUUACAAAAGCCAAGAACACUGAAUACUUGAAAGAAAAGUUGCUGGAGAGAGCACCAACAAUAGGAGAGAGAGCAAGGAAGGUGCGGAGGGUUCCGGGCUCCAGUGGGCGUCUCCAUAAGACUGAGGAUGGAGAGUGGGAAUGGAGUGAUGAUGAGCUAGACGUGGAGAGUGAGGAAGGCAAGGCUGCAGUGUCUGCAUUACGGUCACCAAGAGUCAAAGAGGAAGCUGUGCAAAAUGCCAAGAUCUUUUCAAGGAAUCCGCCAAGCUUCCUGCAGGCAACAACUGCAGGUCAGUCUGAAGUGCCACAAACUGCAGAUGAAACCUCCACGAUAUCGGUGUCUUGUCCAGGCUCCCAGGCUGUUGGUGCACCAACUGCAACAGGGCAGGACUUGGGCAAGACCAUCAGCCUAGUCCUAAGACUAAGGAAUACAAAGAAAGAGCUAAAUGAUAUCAGAUUUGAGUUCAUGCCAGGGAGAGACACCGCUGAUGGAGUGUCUCAGGAACUUGUGUCUGCAGGCCUGGUGGAUGGGAGAGACUUAGUAAUUGUUGCAGCCAAUUUGCAGAAAAUUGUUGAUGAUCCUCAAACCCACAGAAAUGUCACUUUCAAGCUGGCAUCAGGAGUGGACAGCUCUGAAAUUCCAGACGAUGUUAAACUCAUGGGAUUUGCUCAGCUGAGUAUAAGUUAAAACAUAGUAUUACUAGCAACUGGAAAACACAAACUUCUCUGCAUAGAGUGCAUUGUAAAUGCUUUCAUUGGCCUAAAGAAACCACUACUGCCAAAGGGACAGAAGGAACCUGACACCACAUAGGAUGAACAAAUGUUUGAAUAGGACUGCAGCCGAGUUCAUAGGAGCGCACCUCAGAUGUUUACAGUAUUCAUGUAUGUUAUUUUCUGUUGCUUUAAACAUUUGCACAAUCUGAACCAACUUUGAAUACUGAUAGAUGUCAAAAGAAUGCCUUAUUUUCGAUAGUACUACUGAAUUUACAACUUUAGGUAGAUGAUAGCUGUGGAUCUCAUCUGUGAAAUGAAUGAGUGACUGUGAGUGCUGUGUGUACAUCAGUGGAGAAUGCACUGGGGAGGACUGUCAUUCAAAAGCAUUUAGAAGACUCGCACACAGUGCAUGUUGACACUUGUAAAGUUAGCUGUUCAAUACACUACUCAGCAAAGUGGUUAGUCAUUUUGGAGUGAUCAAGCUCAUCAUAGUUUUACACAUCCAGUUAAUAUGGUUAGUCAUCAGUCCUAAAACUCCCUCAGAAAAGACUUGAGGCUUCACCAGUAAUUGUGUUGAGACACACCUUUGCAUUGCACCUUACAGUUAAGUGACAUGCAUUAUAGCUGCUCUCACUAUAGGGAUGCAUUUCCAUCCUUCUGCAUGGGCUAACGCCAAACUGCAUGAAAGAUAUUGACUUAUAAAAGAUAGGCUGACCAUUUUGCACUGACUUGCAUUUUAAUAAAUAUGUUAAAACAAAAGUUGCAAGUGAUGUACAUGAAAUAUGGCAAUGAGCUUGUUUCGUCAAGAAGAUGAUUAACAAGAAUACGAAAUAUGAAAGACUUUCAACAUUAAAGAAAUUUAAAGCUGAAGUAAUUUUUCAAAGGAAUAGUUCACCCAGAAAUGAAAAUUCUCUCAUCAUUUACUCACCCUCAUGAAA
This is a messenger RNA of Myxocyprinus asiaticus (Chinese sucker), 2712 nucleotides long. Its product is annotated as serine/threonine-protein kinase OSR1-like. Bases 192 to 1748 code for a protein of 518 amino acids. The record is from RefSeq and is a predicted model, not a curated record. Gene Ontology annotation, biological process: protein phosphorylation. Lineage: Eukaryota; Metazoa; Chordata; Actinopteri; Cypriniformes; Catostomidae. The transcript has 18 exons. Gene Ontology annotation, molecular function: protein serine/threonine kinase activity; ATP binding.